AUGGGCGCAGAAGCUCGGCCUCCGCGUUAUGGACCUCUUCGUCUGGUUGCAGCUGCUGCCGGGGGGGCGAUAUUUACUUUAGUGUUCCUGAGAUCACCCUUUUCCUGCCCAGAUGUGCCUGGAUUAGUUUCGAGCCACAACAAGCCUGGUUCACAGCUGUCCAUUCCGGCAGUCGCGGGUACGGAGGCGCCAGUCACCAAUGCCGAGCCUCCGGUCACCAACGCCGAGCCUGUCUCCCUCGGAGCCAAAGCCAAGCCCGACGGUGCAGGCUGUGGGCGCGCUUGUGAAACAUGCACGCAGUUUUGUGUGCCUUGGAACCCACACUUCUUCAACAUGUUGGAGGAUUGCGGCCACGUUUGCAAGAUUGAGCCAGAUGGGGUCAAUGUGAAGAAGAGCGGGGGCAAGUUUUUCGAUGAGUUUCGAAAAACGGUAGAUUGCCACAAGUUGUGGUCCAGCCCGCACAUGGAUGUGCCAGGGGAAGGGCGGCCACCCAAGUGGCAGGAUCUUCCGAAGGGGCUGAGGGAGCUCUAUUCUUAUGGUGGGGCUGUCGGAUUUUCACCGUACUACUUCGACCAAAAGUUCUAUGGAGGCAAACAACACGUGGUGGCGGCGGUUCACAACUGGACUUCGGAGGUCAUCAACGACAUGAUUGCCCAAGCAAAAGCGCACAAGCUCAAGGGCACUUACGACGUUGGCGCAACGGAAUGUUUGAGAAAAGGCAUCAUUGAUGCUGACCUCCAGGGAAAGAGCGUUCUGGUAAUUGGCUCACUCAAUCCGUGGGUGGAAGCCCUGUGCCUGGCGCAUGGGGCAGCUGAAGUGACGACCCUGGAGUAUGCCACUCUAUAUUCGAGUGAUGCGCGAGUGCGCACUUUGACACCCUUUCAAUUGAGUGCCGCUGUGGAGAGCGGCCUGCCAAGCUUCGAUGCCAUUGUGACUUUCAGCUCCAUUGAACACUCUGGGCUCGGACGUUACGGUGAUGCACUUAAUCCUUUUGGCGACUUAAUCACCCUCGCUCGUGCAUGGUGCCUUGCGAAGCCAGAUGCCGACCUCGUGUUGGGAACGGAAGGCAGGCUAGCAUCGAAGCCAACAAUCUACUUCAACGCACACCGCCACUAUGCAAACCUGACAUACGCUCAGUUGUUUGCGAACUGGAAGCAGAUGACGGUACACCCAUGCUAUCAAAGUGUUUUCACACUGAAGAAGCUUCCUGCUUUGUGA
Symbiodinium natans is the source of this 1218-nucleotide messenger RNA. Lineage: Eukaryota; Dinophyceae; Suessiales; Symbiodiniaceae. The record is from the annotation of a GenBank genome assembly.